This is a messenger RNA of Effrenium voratum, 3240 nucleotides long. The record is from the annotation of a GenBank genome assembly. Lineage: Eukaryota; Dinophyceae; Suessiales; Symbiodiniaceae.
AUGGGCCCCUCGGGGGCCGGGAAGACCUCCCUGCUGAACUGCCUGGCGGUGCGCACCGCGCCCUCCAGCGGCGCCUUGUCCUUCAACUCCAUGGAGCUCUCGAAGGCGGUGAAGCGCAAGGUGGCCUAUGUCCACCAGCAAGAAAUGCUCUUGGAGUGCUACACACCGCGAGAGCACCUGCUCUUCCAGAGCAAGUUGCGGAUGCCCAGCAGCGUGGGGGCAGAGGCGCGGAAGCUGCGGGUGGAGGCCUCCAUUAAGAUGCUGGGGCUCGAGAAGUGCCAGCACAGCCUCAUAGGGGACGUCUACAGCGGCAUCUCCAAGAACGAGAAGCGGCGCGUGAGCUUCGCCACGGAGAUCCUGACGCAGCCCUCGGUGCUCUACUGUGAUGAGCCCACCACGGGGCUCGAUAGUGUGAUGGCGGAGGUCAUCGUGAAGUACAUGAAGGCCAUCGCUCUGGCGGGCAACAACGGCCAGAAGGUCACGGUGAUCGCCUCCGUCCAUCAGCCCUCCUCGCAGGUGUUCCGUCUCUUCGACCGCUUGCACUUCCUCAUUGACGGGCGCACUGCGUACUUUGGGCAGUUGUCCAAGUUGGAGGAGCACUUUGCGAAGAUCGGAUUUCAGAUGCCGGACCACACCAUGCCAGCGGACUUUGUCAUGAAGCUGUGCAUCAACCCGCGGGACCCCGAGGGCGCGGCGAAGCGCCGCGUGGAGAUCAGCGAUGCCUGGGACAAGCAAUGGCCCAACGAGGACGCGAGGAUUCACGGGGCGCCCAUCCAGGUCAUCCCUAAGGCAGUGUCGGAGAUGCCGGUGGAGGAGAAGCACACCAACUGGUUCGUGUCGCUGUUGUAUCUCACCAAGCGGGAGGUGAUUAUGAAGGUCCGCGCGAAGGCGGAGCUGAGGUCGGCGUUGCUGCGCACCGUGGUGCUGGGCCUUCUCUUCGGCCUCACCUUCCUGCAGGUGGAAAAGACGCAGACCACGCUCUUUACGCUGAACGGCUGCCUCUUCUUCGCCAUGAUGUUUGGAGUCAUGAACAUCUGCAUGGCAGCGUCCAUGGGCAUCCCCACGCGUCUCCCCACUUUGAUCCGGGAGCACCGGAACGGUGCCUACUCCGUGCCGGCCAUCUACGUCAGCAAGGUGCUGGCGGACCUGCCCUUUGACCUAUUGGUGGCGGGGAUUUGGGGUCUGCUGCUCUACUGGAUGGUGGACUUUCGGGGGGACUGGGAGCACUUCCUCUACUUCUUCCUGGUGCUGUACCUCAUGACGAAUAUCGCCACGGGCGUGGGGUACCUGGGAGGCUACCUCGCGCCGGUUCCGGCGCUCAGCAUGCUGGUGGUGCUGCUGAACAUCAUGCCUCAGAUGCUCUUCGGCGGGCUCUUCAUGAACCUCAGUGCCGUGCCGCCGGGCUUGGUGUGGCUCAGCACCAUCUCCAUGUUCCGCCUGGGCUUCGAGGCCUUGAUGGUGAACCAGUGGCAGGACUACGGGGACCUGCCGUGCCCGCCUGGGGCGCCGUGUGUGGCGUCAAGUGGGCUGCAGGUCCUGGAGAACAAUGGCAUCUCCCAGGACGCCAGCUAUUCAGGCAUUAUACUGUGGCUGCUGCUGCCCUUGGGGAUCUACCAUCUCUUGGCCUUCCUCGCCUUGUGGCGCCGCGCGCGGCCCCGGCAGUUCGAGUCCGCGGCGCCGGAGGACGACACCAAGGGGGAGCUCAGGCGCGACGGGGAAGAGCAGACGCAGCUCACCAGCAUCCAACGCCCCGAGAUCCUGGUGCAGUGGGAGGACUUGACGGUGGAGGUCAUGAGGACCGACAUGACCGGCGCCAGAAAGCAGACCCAGAUCCUGGAGAACGCUCAGGGCUGCGUGGAGCCUGGGCAGCUGCUGGCGGUCAUGGGCCCCAGCGGCAGCGGCAAGAGCACGCUCUUGAAGAGCCUGGCGGGCAUCGGGGAGGUGCCGCUGCAAGGUGGGUCCAGGAUCAGCAUCAACGGCACAGCUUGGACGCCUGAGAUCCGCGAGCACAGCGCCUUCUUGUUUCAGGACGAACAGCUCUUCGCAGGGCUCACGGUGCGGGAGCACCUGCUCUUCCAGAGCGGCUUCCGCAUGGGGCGCAUGUCCAAGGCGGAGCGCGGAAAGCGCGCGGACGCGUUGUUGUUGGAACUGGGCCUCAGCAAGUGCCAAAACACUUUGAUCGGCUCCAUCGGCUCCGGCAUCUCCGGGGGCGAGCGCCGGCGCCUCGCCUUCGCCACGGAGCUCCUCACCGAGCCCACGCUGCUCUUCGCCGACGAGGCCACCAGUGGACUGGACUCUGCUAUGGCGUACAACGUGACAAAGCUCUUGCACGACUUCGCGCGCGGGGAAAACACCACCAAGAAGACGGUGCUGGCAACAAUCCACCAGCCCAGCGAAGAAGUCUUCAACUUGUUCGACAAGGUGCUGAUCAUCGUGGAGGGCCGCUCCGUGUACUUCGGCCCGCCGAGCGCGGCGCUGCAGCACUUCAGCUCUUUGGGCAUGGAGUGCCCUCGCGACGAGAGCCCCCCGGACUUCUUCAUGCGCUGCGUGGCCAUCGACGCCGGGGAGGAUGAGGCGCGGGCGGAGGCGCUGAAGAACACGGAGAGGCUCCUGACGAUGCCUUUGCGCCUGGAGCCCCCGAAGAUGCCGGCCGAGAAGAUGAUCGAGGGCCCAUCGCUGCACGGGAGCCACUUCGCAGCGAUGAUGGGCUUGGUGCGCCGCGAGAUGCUGCUGCGCCGGAGGAGCAAGCUGCUCUUCAAGGCGGUGGUGGCGCGCACUCUGCUCAUGUCUUUGCUGCUGGGGCUCCUCUAUUGGCAGCUCCCCAACGACCAGCAGUCCUGGCAGAGCGUCAUGGGCUUGCUGAACAUGGUGAUGAUCAACACCUUCAUGACCGCCGGCUUCGGCCUCACCCAAGAGUUGCCCCAUGCCUUUCGCCCUGCCUUCCGCGAGGUCCGUGCGGGGAUGUACUCCAUUACCGCGUGGUUCUGGUCGAAGUCCAUCGGGGACCUGCCGGUGGAUUUGAUUGGCGCGGCCGUCGGCGCGUCUUUGGUUUGCUUGAUGACCGGCAUCGCACAGAGCGUUCUUGCUGUUUAUGCUGCUGGUCAUGAUCAUGGCCCAGAUCGGCAACACCUGGGGCUAUCUGUGCAGCGCCCUGGGUGGGAGGGCGGAGUAUGCCUUCGCGGUGUUUCUGCUGACGGUCUUUCCCUUCAUGAUCUUCAACGGCUUCUUGAUCACCACUGA